Messenger RNA from Lates calcarifer (barramundi perch), 1786 nucleotides. RefSeq names its product WD repeat-containing protein 73. The record is from RefSeq and is a predicted model, not a curated record. NCBI's taxonomy places the organism in Eukaryota, Metazoa, Chordata, Actinopteri, Centropomidae. Gene Ontology annotation, biological process: cytoplasmic microtubule organization. The transcript has 8 exons. Gene Ontology annotation, cellular component: spindle pole; cytosol. Gene Ontology annotation, molecular function: protein binding. The coding region runs from base 44 to 1210 and encodes 388 amino acids.
UCGGUUCAGGAAGUGAAACAACAACAGACUCGCGUCUGCUGCGAUGGAAGAAGCAGAGUUUGAUGAUAUUUUAGAUGACUGGUUCAUCGAGUCCCUGAAAAGGUACAAAGAUCUUCAUGUGUAUCAGCUGGAACAUCCCACACAGGUGAUCGAGUGGACGUCAGGGAGGACCGUGUGCGUCGCAGGAUUCAGCCCGUCCAAAAAUGAAAUCCUGGAGCUUCGUUUGCCUCGGAAACUCUUUGCUGAUGAAAACAAGGGUCUGUGUGCAGAACGGGACUUUAAAGUCGUCCACGGUGGCUUCACAGACAGACCUGUUCGCUGCCUCAGGCACGUCCCAGGAACAAGGUGCGCUGUGACCGGCGACGGGCUGAGCUCCAACCUGCAGGUGUGGGACCUCGGAGGAGACGACAGCGAUGUGAUCAGACGAACAGGAAGCAUCGAGGGGAGGAGGAGGAGGACGGGUGUUUCAGAGGGAGGCAGCAGCAUCGCAGCUCGACCCUCGUCACCGCCACAGAUUCUUCAUGGAGCUCAGAUCAGCGACGUCCAGCUGACUGAGCUGAGCUCCGGACAGACGCUGUAUCAGCUCGAGUCGGACUCAGCAGAUCCUCUCAGCUCCCUACACUUUCUGAGCGACGCCGUUUUCCUCGCCGGCUGCUCCAACGGGAACAUUUACGUCGCCGACACUCGGACGUCAGCCGCUCCUCAGCUUUCACCACCUCCUCCUCCUCCUGUGUCUUCAGGUGAGUCUGUCCUCUGGUGGACAGACGCCUCUGCAGGUCCAGACCCGUCCGGCUGCCGGGUUGUCAGACUUUCCUCCUCCGGACAGGCGCUGGUUUCAGACCUGAGGAACCUGGGAGGAGCCGUGAGCCGGGCUCAGCUGGACGUUCAGACGCUUCGCUGCGGUCCGGAUGACGUCAGGGUGUCGUGGGCUCCGGCGUUGGACGACUGCAUCGCAGUGUCAGGUUUCAGCGGAGCGGUUCAGAUCUACGACGCCUCAGUCUGGACGUCGGAGCUGCAGGAAGCUCGGCCGCUGUUCGAGCAUCGAGGUCACGCGGUUUCACCCGAACAGUCCGACGACGGCGUCCCUCCGAUCCUCGUCACCUCCCACGUCUGGCAUCCUGAGCGGCCGCGGACGCUGCUGUCUGCGGCCUCGGACGGCUCCGUCCACGUCUGGGACUGGGUCGACCAAUCAGCUGCCGACAAGAGAUGAAACUAAAGAAACAAUUUAGAAAACAAACGUCUCGUUUAAAUACUGAUCUAAUCAGGCGGCUGCUUCUAUAUCACAGCACAUGUUUGUAUUGUCAGACAAGGAAGCAGGAAGCUGUGAGACUAAACAUCCUUCUCUUUCCUCCUCAUAAAAUCCUUCCUACUUUUUUCAUCCAUAAUUGGGUCACUUCACAUUUUCCUGCACUGACUGACAGACGAGUUCAGCUCAGUUCAGACGGAUAUCUCCAACCAGAACUCUCUGCAUGGGUAGAUAACACGCGGCGGGGUAAGUGAUCUGAUGUGGAAAUCGGGUGACCCUUUAAAAACCCAGAUCCCUGAUAAACAUCUGUCUCUCAGCCUGGCACAUCUGUGGCACAGCGGUGCAGCAGUAACAGACUCUGUGAUUUGAAAUAAACGAAGUGAGUGAAGUGUGACCCCCGGUUCUCUGCACACAUGAGGACUCUGCACUCUCACUCAGAGUUUUUAGUUUCAGGUCAGUGGAGGGUUUUUUUUGAGGGGGGGGGGGGGGUAAUUAUGACUGUCAUGUUUCCGUUUUACAGAAAUAAAACUUUCAAACGUC